Messenger RNA from Vitrella brassicaformis, 1766 nucleotides. NCBI's taxonomy places the organism in Eukaryota, Vitrellaceae. The record is from the annotation of a GenBank genome assembly.
AUGCAGAUCGAAGGGCUCUGGACAUCAGUCAAGCUCAAGGUGAACGCUGCAAAGGCCGCUCGUCUUGUCGAAGCAUUUCGGCGCCUGCCAGCAUAUCAGCUCUUCGAUCAGGACAGCGACCCGCUCGCGAUUCAGCAGGUGGGCACCUCGGAAUGAGCCGGGGAGGACUUGGGUUGCCCAUCGCUCAUGUGUGUGCUGCAGGAUGGCCGCGUGUCGGUCCUGGAGGUCUGGAAGUCGCCACAAGAGCUCUCCUCGGGCCGUGCCAAUGUGCGCAGCACGUUUCUCUUCAUGGGCGUUGACGAAGCACGCACCCUCAUCGUCCCCGAGCUCAUUUACGAGGAGCUUGAGGCCGGUAGACCUGCAACACACACACACACACACACUCUCACACAAAAACCCCCCCCCACACACAGACGCUGACUGUCCUCUCACCUGAUGUCCAUAUGUGUCUUCACACAGGAGGCCGCGGUGUUGCGGUGUUCAACACGCCUGUCAUCGUCUCAAUCGAGUCGUCUGCCACGUCCAGUGACUGGAGCAUCCUCACUCGCUUCCAGCUGCAUGUCUUCAACCACGAGGGUAGCCUGAAGGGCGGCAAACACGCCGAGGUCGAUUUCCUCGGCAAGAAGUUUGGCUCACAGCAGGACAAACAGGUGAGAUUUGAAACGGACGAAUGCACAGUUACUUUACCUGCGAAGCCAUUGUGUGUUCAAUGCAGCUCUUCUUGCGUGGGCAGCUGGGUGAGGGCGGCAAUUUCCCGCCGGACAAGGAGCCUGAGGACGAGGCUCCGCAUCAUAUGCAGGAGGCUGACGACGAGCUCUUCGUCUCCAUCCCGUGCGCCACUCACCGCAAUGAGCUGUCAUCUCUGCGCCGCUCGGCAGCGGAGUCCGAAUGGGACACCGAGAGCCAGCCCAUGCGGGAUUACAUCAGCAGGGUCAGUCGGCAAUCAAUGAACACACAGAUAGCAUCCCCUUGUGUGUCGGUCCCUUCCUGUCUUAGGUAUUCUUCUACCUGAUGGAUCACCACGAGAGUGGUUUUGAGCCUCCACAAGAGUGUUUCCACGCUGACGUCCUGGCCGACUGGUUCUUCAAGCCACUCAGGGAGAUCCUCUCACUCGACGACCUGGAAAAUUAGCCUGCGGGUGGAUGUCAAUGGCGCAUCGAUGUGAUCUACCUGUUCUCUUGCAGAGCUCUUCCCUGAUAAGGUGGCUGAGCUGAAGCAGCGUCAAAAAGACCGUGACGAACCGCUGGGUAAUAGUGAGACAGACACAAGAGAUUACGGCAUAUCUGUCUGCGUGUCUGUCUCACUCAGGCAAGCGGAAGUACACAGACGGCGAUGACGACGACGACCGCGAUGAGGACCACCUUCCCGACAGGGCAAAUGGGGAUGGGAGCGGUCCCGGCGGCAUCGACAGGACGUCUACCAAGAAGACCAAGACAGAACAUAAGCCAGCUGGGGAGCCGUCUGGUGCUCGUCGCCACUCACCUGCCGCUCACGAUCUGAUGAUGGCGUCGCGUCGCACCACUGCAUCUGCUGCAGGUAAGAAAGCUCACAUUGAGGCGGCUCCGUUCAUUCUUUCGCUAUGCACAGGAGAGGUCGAUGAUGAGGUGACGGUUGAACAGAAUGUGAAGUGCGCCGAGUGUGGUAAGGUGACACACGAUUGAGAUGCCGAUGAUGAUUGACGGUGUGCCUUUGUGUGUGCAGGCUGCACACUGCUUGUUUCUUCUGAAGCCGUCUGUUUGCCCCUUCUUGAUUUUGACACGUUCUGA